Molecule: messenger RNA, 413 nt
Organism: Antrostomus carolinensis (chuck-will's-widow)
Lineage: Eukaryota; Metazoa; Chordata; Aves; Caprimulgiformes; Caprimulgidae
Product: tRNA dimethylallyltransferase-like
Exons: 3
Biological process (GO): tRNA modification
Cellular component (GO): mitochondrion
Molecular function (GO): tRNA dimethylallyltransferase activity
Source: RefSeq, a predicted model, not a curated record
AUGACGGGCUUUUCUCUUCCCCAGGUGUACAAGGGCUUGGACAUCAUCACCAACAAGGUAUCUCCCCAGGAGCAGCGUCUGUGCAGACACCACAUGAUCAGCUUUGUGGAUCCCCUCGUCUCUAACUACACGGUGGUGGAUUUCAGAGACAAAGCCGUGGCUCUGAUUGAAGAUAUCUUUGCCCGAGACAAGAUCCCGAUUGUUGUGGGAGGAACCAACUACUACAUUGAGUCCCUGCUCUGGAAGGUCCUUAUCAACACCAAGGAGAAGACCAGCACAGUCCCUGGGCUGGUCACUGACAGGAAAGUGGAACUGGAGCAGCUGGAUGGUGUUGAGCUCCAUCGCCGUCUGAGCCAGGUGGACCCAGAGAUGGCGGCCAAGCUGCACCCCAAUGACAAGCGCAAAUUGGCCAG